Myotis brandtii (Brandt's bat) is the source of this 1183-nucleotide messenger RNA. It is a transcript of the gene DDIT4L, whose product is annotated as DNA-damage-inducible transcript 4-like. The transcript is spliced from 3 exons. NCBI's taxonomy places the organism in Eukaryota, Metazoa, Chordata, Mammalia, Chiroptera, Vespertilionidae. Bases 256 to 837 code for a protein of 193 amino acids. The record is from RefSeq and is a predicted model, not a curated record. Gene Ontology annotation, cellular component: cytoplasm. Gene Ontology annotation, biological process: negative regulation of signal transduction.
GGGGUGGAACUGCAGGCGGCGCAGUUCAGUGGGGCGGGUGCUAGGUGGGUUGGGACCUAGCGGGGUGCGGAUCGCUGCUGGGGUCUGCAGGUCCCAGAGCCCCCGAGGGAGCAGGCUCCAGCGGAGAGUGUCUGCCUCGGUUUACCCCCUGAUUCAUUUUACCCCGCAGCGUGACCAGCGAGCGCAUCGGCCUCAGCCAACUCCCGGCAGCGCCCCAGGCCGUUCUGCCCCGCGAGGGAAACGGAGCCGUUGACCAUGGUUGCAACUGGCAGUUUGAGCAGUAAGAACCCGGGCAGCAUUUCAGAGUUGCUGGACCAUGGCUUCUACCCGGGGAGCCUGAUAAACGAUUUUGACUACUGGGAUUAUGUUGUUCCUGAACCCAACCUCAAUGAGGUAAUAUUUGAGGAGACGACUUGCCAGAGUUUGGUCAAAAUGCUGGAGAACUGUCUGUCCAAAUCCAAGCAAACCAAACUGGGUUGCUCCAAAGUCCUUGUCCCUGAGAAACUGACGCAGAGAAUCGCUCAGGACGUCCUGCGCCUCGCCUCCACCGAGCCCUGCGGCCUGCGAGGGUGUGUCCUGCACAUCAACGUGGAGGUGGGCAAUGUAUGUACAAAGCUGGAUCGGAUUGUGUGUGACUCCACUGUGGUGCCCACCUUUGAGCUUACACUCGUGUUUAAGCAGGAGAACUGCUCAUGGACCAGCUUCAGGGACUUUUUCUUUAGUCGUGGUCGCUUCUCAUCCAGCCUCAGACGAACUCUGAUCCUGAGCUCAGGAUUUCGACUUGUUAAGAAAAAGCUUUACUCCUUGAUUGGAACGACAGUCAUUGAAGAGUGCUAAGAGGGAAACAUUUUACUAGUAAAAGGUCCUUUUUAUGAUUGGGUAAUAAAACUGCAGCUGCUCAGUUACAGUCAUUGUAGUUUGCCCUGCCUGCUUUCAAGGAAAAACCCCCAAUCAAGUUCUUCUGCAUUUCAUAGUCACAGCAAGCCCAACUAAAGGGAUUAUUCUGUGGCUUUUGAGAAAUGACCCCCAUGUCUGCAUUAUAUCACUUUUUUUUUUUAACAAAAUGGAAUGGCAUGGAAUACGGAAGGAAAAGGAGCAAUCCACUUUAGCUUUGUAUUUGACUACACAAAGUUUUCCAUGUAGUCUUGCUGAUAGACCAUUAAACCAACUUUGUUUAGUUUGA